CGGAAUCUCAAAGCUUAAUGCUUGCUGAACGCUGAGCUGCAGUGCUUUGCUUUUGCCUCCUCCUCCUCUUCCUUCUAGUAGAUAUUUCAAACAGGUUUUUUUAAAAAUUCACUGGGGGGAGGGAGCAGCAGCAGCAAAAAAAAAUAAUAAUAAUUAUAGCCCCUUGCCCAAGUAGCAGUUGCAAUGGGUGCUGUAAUGGGCACGUUCUCUUCUCUGCAAACCAGACAAAGACGACCCUCUAAAGACUUCGCCCGGUGGUAUUACCUGUCUCAGAGAGAUAAAACUGAAGAUGAGUUAGAAAUGACCACAGUAUGUUACCGGCCUGAAGGACUGGAACAACUUGAGACACAGACUAAUUUUACAAAGAGGGAACUUCAAGUGCUUUACAGAGGAUUCAAAAAUGAGUGCCCCAGUGGAGCUGUUAAUGAAGAGACAUUCAAACAGAUCUAUGCACAGUUUUUCCCACAUGGGGAUGCUAGUAUGUAUGCCCAUUAUCUCUUUAAUGCAUUUGACACAGCACAGAACGGAUCCGUGAAGUUUGAGGAUUUUGUGAUGGCACUUUCCAUUCUGUUGAGAGGAACAGUUCAUGAAAAGCUGCGAUGGACAUUUAAUCUGUAUGACAUAAAUAAAGAUGGCUAUAUAAACAAGGAGGAAAUGAUGGAUAUAGUUAAGGCAAUUUAUGACAUGAUGGGCAAAUAUACUUACCCAGUGCUGAAAGAAGAUGCUCCAAGGCAGCAUGUAGAAGUAUUCUUUCAGAAAAUGGAUAAAAAUAAAGAUGGUGUCGUAACCUUGGAUGAAUUUAUUGAGUCAUGUCAGGAGGAUGACAAUAUCAUGAGAUCCUUACAGCUUUUUGAAAAUGUCAUGUAACCACAGCUGAAGAGCAACAUAGGAAUCUGAGACUUUGUACGAAAUGAGACCCUGAAGAAGAGUCAAGAUUUUUUCUCCCUGCCACCUUUCGAUGAAAGCUUUUUACUACUCGGACACGCUCAAUGUGCAAGAAUUUUGUAUGCCAUCGCAAACUGGGCUGUGUCUCUGAAUGCAACAAACUCCAUCUCGCCUCCUUCAAGAGACACUGACUAAAAUUUAUUUCAUUUUGGAAGCAUGCUAAUAAAACCUGACCAGAGAGACUGCUGCUUAAAUUUUAAUGAAUUCGUUAAAUUUAAAUGAUGAUUAAAACAAUAUUCAACAUUCUGUUUGCUAAUCACAAAACUUCUGCUGCUUUUGCUCUAGCAAGCUGGAUUACAUAUGGUACCACAGCAUCAGUAGCUUGCUUAACCACCUCUUGUGAGCAGAAACUCUUUUAUCAUCAUCAAAGGGUGAAAUAUUGGGCUAAUACCUUGCACUGACAAUGAGACACUGCUGAAAGAGAUCUUGCUGAAUUGUGGGCGUGGAUUAAAUUAGGGCCUGGCCACUCAAACAGCUUAGAGAGCAACCAAGGCAGAGUUGUGGCUCAUUUUGCACCAGAUUCAGUAAUCUUUCUUCCAGGAAGUGUCUGCCAUUCAAUGAUAUUGCAUUUUCACAGCAUUCAGACUGCAACUGAUUGUGCUGAGAACAUGCAUUUAUUUUCCCCAUUGGCAAAGCUGCUGUGAUUAGGAGGGCUGUCAGAAUUUGUUUGCAAGAGUAGUAUCAUGGCAACUGUUGGUUAGUAUCCAUUAUAUCAUUCACUAAUGAUGAAUAAUGCAACUGCAUCCUCGCAACACGCCAAUGCCAUAUUGUUAACAAUUGGCACUCUGCAUGCCAAGAAGGGACUCACACGGAGUCUGAAACUGACCCUUCUCAAGGCAAAGUACAGGGAAGCGAGCGACUCUUCAAUCUCACCAUCACUCCUGCAGCAAGGUUUUGUACUUGAACUAAGGUGGACUUGCUGCCGUGGAGAGAGGAAAGUAAAAAAUGAAAAUGACAAAGGAAUUCUUUACACUGUCUUGAGAUUAGUCAGUUCCAGUUCUCUCCUGAAACCCUUCUGCAGGCCGUGCUCUCCUUCCUGUGCAAGAGAACCCAUGUGAUUCCAUGGUUGUUUGUUUCUUAAUGCAAGGGGAUAGCAACAAGAACAACCAGCUCUAUAGCAAGGCAGCAACAUCCCCUGUUUUAUAUGGACUGGAUAUUGCACCACUGGUUUUGAGUGGCAAUUUCCAGGACAAUCCUGCAAAUAGGGGCAAGCUUAGAACUGAUUGUUUAGAAAGGCCCGGCAUAUUAUUUGAUCCUUCUUUUUCCUUUUCAGUUUGUACUCUGGUUUUUCUCUAAUUCCAAAGAAGCUUCUCAUCCUUCAUGUAAGUCAGAGGAGUUUGGUUUCAGUAUUGAGAGUGUCAUGCUUUUUGUACUUGAAAACUCAGGGCACAAUACAUAAAGCAUUGUUUGCACAUGACCUCAGUUCAUUUUCACAGGAGCCUUUGCUUGAUAGCAACGCUUGGUGGCCUAUCUAGAGGUUCAUGUUGGUAGUUUUGAUUAUACAAAAUAAUAUCCGGUGCUGUCCACUGACCCCACUUCAUUGUAUACUAGGACAGUGAAGGUACAAUAACUAGGCACAAUAAAUUGCAGCUGGGGAUGAUGGGAGUUGUUGUUCAGCAACAGCUGGAGAACAACUGGAAGUAUUUAGAAGAAACAUUUUAAUUGGUUUUGAAACAACUUCAACAUUUUGGAGGGAUAACGUUCCCUCCAAAUGAAACACUCCCGAGGGGCAUCAUUUUCAAAAUAAAAUACCAAGAGGUGUUUUUAAAGUCCCUGUAUUAUUUUCAGCUAUUUUGGCUGAUUCUGAAACAUCUGUUGAAAGAAAACAAUUACAGUUUCAAAGUGAAUUUUGUUUCUAAAUAUUUCAAAGGAAGGAUUUGUAUUAAUCCACUGUCAAAUAUACCUUUUAAAGUUUCCAAUUGUAUAUAGGCCCUGGCCCUAUCCACCCCCAGCACAGUACUUCCAGUGACUGUUGCUGGUGUGUGUCUUAAGUUUCUUUUUAGAAUGUGAUCCCUUUGGGGAAAGGGAGCCAUCUUAAUUGUUUGUUAUUUCUCUUUGUAAACCGCCCUGAGCCAUUUUUGGAAGGGCGGUAUAGAAAUUGAAUUAUUAUUAUUAUUAUUUUAUUUAGUACUUACCAUUUAUGCUAUAUGGCUCUGAUCCAACAAAGAUUAGCUGCCCUUAAGCCUGGUAUCCUAAGCAAUAUGGUUUGAAAUUCUGUCGAUACUACUGGGGCUUCAUUCCAAGUACACUUGAUUAAGGCUGGACCACAGGUCCCAUUGCAACCAAUGAAACCUUUGGCUUGCAACUAUAUUGAGCCCUCCUAUCCCAUUCAGUAGCAGUUAAUCUUCACUAAUUUUAGGUUGAUUAGGGUGGUUUGAUUACUUCACACAGCCAUAAUCAUUUUUUAAAAAACAUUUUAUAUCCCGCUCUUCCUCCAAGGAGCCCAGAGCAGUGUACUACAUACUGAGGUUUCUCUUCACAACAACCCUGUGAAGUAGGGUUGACUCAGAGGGCAAGAAUGACAACUACUGUCAAUACAAAUGGAUUCAUGUCAAGUACAUCUGGUAUAAGAGGAAAGCAUUCUAACAGACAGAGAUUUUUAGUUGGGGAUAGGAAUAAUGUGCUACCAUGUGUGUAACCCUAUCUAAGUGUUCAAUGCUGGUUUUUACAUAACAAAGCAUCCAUCCUGAAAGUUAGGUAAGAACCGAUUCUUAAUUUUAGAAGUGAAAAAGACAAGAUAAACAUUUUAAAGCAAAAUAUGAAGCUUUGUUUACGGAGCAGCGCCAAGAUCUUGACUGGCUAGCUAAAAGAGCCUAGUUUAUUCAGAAUGUCCUAGGAAAGCUCCUUGCCUAUACAGUGACUGGUUAAAAGGAAGGGCAGCAGCAAGUGGCUCAGGUUACACUACGUCCUCUGUGGCCAUCAGAUCUCCAGCAAGGUUCUACAUAUAUUUUUUACAAAUGGAUUACAUUUUACUGGCAAUGUAAAUAUAUUUUAAAUAAGACACUCAUAGUUCUAUAUUUUAUAAAGCACAUUAACUGUAAAGCCUAAAUGUGUACAGGGAUCUACAUAGCUGAUGCUAACAUAAACUGGAUUUGUGGUGUUAAAGGUUUGUCCUCCAAGGAUCCUACCCUUUAUAUACUUUUGAAAUACUGAUCUGGAAAUUUAUUUAUUUUUUACCAGUACCAAAUAGCCCCACCUGCUUCCUGGCUCUAGCCUCACCUGUUGAUCAGUUCUCCCCACCUCUAAAGAUCCCCAGACUAGUAUUGUAAACUCUGGCACCCUGAUCCAUGAAAAAGCAUUACAUGUGCAGAGGCCUGGAAAAGGAAGGUGUUACCUAUGUGGUUCCCUGCUCCAACCCAGCAAGCAAGUUUUGGUGCAUGAAUCUCUUUUUUCAAGCUAAAAUUUCAAUGAUUUGCUGCUUGAGAGGAAUGUGGGGCUGGAUUUAGGACUCCCUUUUCUCCUUUGUUGCCAGACACCUAUUUCACAAGUUCUUUCUUUCUUUCUUUUUUAAAAAGAAAAAUUAGUAAUAUGAAUAUAUGGAUUUGAGUGACAUACAGUGUGUUCUUCUAUAUAGCACUGAAGAGACUGCAGAUUCAGAAUAUGGGAAAGACUCAAACUACAGGAUUUCCACACUUCUGCAGCAUUUUUGCAAAUAAUUGCAAAACAACAAUGCAGGAGCAGCAACCCUCACUAGUUAGGCAUUAGGAAAUCAAAAGUGUUACCGGGCACUAACUAUUAUAUCACAGAUUGUUGGGGGGGUUCGUAAUAAAAUAAUAUCUAUAAUUAUAAUGACUUUCAGUGGGAGUGAAACACAUGCUUAACUUUCCCAGGGAAAACUAUGGGACUGGGUCACACCCUAUAGUCCUCAUUUGGAUUGGAAGUAACGCCUCACCAUUUUCAGCUGCUUCAAUGUAUCAUAGCAUCUUGGGUGUUCAAUGUGUAUCUGGACAAAUAAUGGGCAGUUAUUAGGAAGUGAAUGUAUGGAUCCUCUAGUCCACCCCCCUGUUUUAAGACAAUGGAAGUACUAAUCCAAACCCAGCAUUGCGGGCAGGAGGGAGAACUUCUGUGGCUUAAAACUCCCCGUGUCUCCUGUCUCUCUACACAUACCAUGCUUAGCACCGCAAUAUGGAUGGUUGAAAUGCUAAGUCUUUGCUUCUGAGAACAAAAUCCCACUGAUUUUACCUGCUACAUGUCGUGAACCUAUCCUCCCUAGAACAUUGUUCUUCCCAUGUUCUCCAAGAGGUCUCUCCCAAUUUAGAGAUCCACUGAGCCCUUUCUCAUGAUCGGAGAGAAAGGGCUCAAAGGAAAGCGGGGAGGAAGGCGGCUAGCACUUACAUCCCUGCAGAUGAUCCUGCUUCUCUUCCUGGGCGGGUGAAUCGCCUACUCACAUGAUUGCCAGUAGCUGCCGGCAGCAUGGAGGGUCAGGGGAAAGGAAGCGGCCCAAAACUCUUGCCACCCAAAACUCCCCUAAUGCACUGUCCAAGUGCACAGUGCAUUGUGGGGAUUCCCCCAAUGCCAGCCGGGGACCCCAGUCUCCCAGCCCUGGGCUGGCAGAUGACCACAAAAAUGAGGUUACUUGCAGGAGGGCUCUGCAAGCGGUGGCAGCCACUUGUCUCCCACUGCUUGGCUGCCUUAGCCUGCUCUUGGCUGCUUGUGAGAACAGGCUCACUAUCUUCUGAAUGAAUUCCAAGUGGAAUCGUCACAGUGAAUUUAUCACAAUGCAUGUGAUGUAGCAGGCCAAGCCUGCGGAAAACUUAUGCUACAUUAAAUCAAUUAGUAUCCCUAAAAUUUAUAGUUCUUUUCUGCUACCAUACUUAUUUGGACAAACAAUGGAUACUCUUUGGGAAUCUGUCUCCAUAGUUAGUAAUUUAGGACAUAAAGCAAUAACACACUUGCCCUGCUACCUCCUGUGUGUCAUUAAAAACUGCUAUUAUGAUGUGCAUUAUUGUUAUAAUGCAAAUUUUUGGGUGCUGAAGAAGUAAUUUGUAGCAGGCAAGAAUGAGUACAUUUUUUAAUUCAGAGAUAUGUGUUAGGCUACUUCCUCUUCAUUUUCAACAAUGACCAGCCUUCCCAUUAGUACUCUGUUGUAUGCAAGAACACACAUGCUCUAUCCCAUUGAACACUAACAUUAAAUGUCUCCUUCCACUAUUUUUUUCAAUUAAGGUUGUUUGCUCAACUUCUUUAACUUGUUCAGCAUGGUCUACUGCAAGAAAUUCCAAACUCCACAAGUCACAGCUGGAAUAUAUUUCAUGCAGGAUUCAGAAGUUCCCCCCAGGACCAGGGGAUUUGUAUGUGGCAUGGCCACUGAAUAGCACAAUGAUUCUGAUCCUGAUCCUGUUGAAAUCAGUAGUAAAAAUCAACAGUAAAAUUUAUCAGUAGUAAAAUGCUGGAUUAUCCAGUAAUAUCAUGGGACAAUUGAUAAUCAAAUGGAAUAAGUGUCUCCUAAUCUGCGAUGAGGGCUGCUAGAGGCUAUGGAAGCAGGAUCUCCCACACCUACUGUUAUCUUUUCUUUUUUAAUAUAUACUAAGACUGAAGCCAUUGCUCCCUUAUUACUAUCUCCAAUUGUGAACUCAAACUGCGAUGAUGUCAGGGACCUUAGUAAUCCAGGUUGUUGUUGUUGUUUUAUUCUGAACCCAUGUCUUGUCUAGGAAGAUUCCAUGGACUGAACCUAUGAAUACAGAAUGUAGUCUGACUAAUAGUUUAAAAAGACAAAUAAAUUCAUGUAUAGUGUUGACAUAUAGUAUUGGUAAUCACGCUUAUUUAUGACAAUAAGCAUGAUCCAGCCAAAGUUACAGUCUACAUCUAACUUCUAUUCCUUUCAUUAGGAGACAGCUAUGGUUGUGUGCAUUGACAUCUGUGGGAUGCAAAAGUGUUUAAUUUUGGCUGGAUUAUUUCUCCGCCAACAUUUUAGUGCUCUGAAGCCUAAUAAUUGUUCAUAAUUGCAAUAUUUAUGACGAAGACUUGAUGAUAAUAAGAGAAAUACUGUGAUCAACUGUUUUUGCAUCAUUCUCAAUUUUAACAGCAUUACGUGGAAGGUAGUUUUUGGGUUGGUUUCUAGGUUACCAUUUUGAAAUGUCAGUGUUCUCCAUUGUACAGAUCUGCUCAUAAUUGUAAUUGUUUCCACAGUGUCAAAAAUAUUUGUCUGAUUCCAUUAGUUAUGAGUUAUUCUGUGUCAGGGAUAUCUUUUUUUUUUUUUUUUUUUUUUUUUUGCAAAUGUUGUUCACCUGCAUUUAAGGGCAACAGUUUGUUAAAAAUAGAAAUGCCAGUAAUGAUGAUGCAAAAAAACUUUAAUGUGUCUUUUACUGUUGAUGUUUGUUUUCCUGUUACUCAUAGCAAUGCCAUGAGCAACCAUGAAUAAUGCUAAUUGUGAUGGUUUACUGGAGAUAUACUGCAGUGUUCAGUUGGAAUGAUAAAUUAAUGGCAUCCCUGAAAUGUUGUCAUGUUGCAGAAAAACAUCCCCACUGUGUUGACAUAAGAAAUGUGAUCCAUAAGAGUGCAGUGGUGUUACAGCUUUUUCCUUCUUCAUGCAACAGCCACCAUAGUUUGUAAGGACAUCAGAAAAAAAACAACAGUUCAUGAUAAAGUAAAGCCAUUUUAUUGGAGCAGCAACGCAUAGCUUCACUUUCACAAAUACUAUGAUCAAACUGUAAUUUGUAUAAUAUUUUGUUGAACAUUUUCAAAGAUUUUGGUUUUAAUAAUAAAAAUAUAAUAUGUACAUAAA
Hemicordylus capensis (graceful crag lizard) is the source of this 7666-nucleotide messenger RNA. RefSeq names its product potassium voltage-gated channel interacting protein 1 (gene KCNIP1). The transcript has 9 exons. Lineage: Eukaryota; Metazoa; Chordata; Lepidosauria; Squamata; Cordylidae. Bases 184 to 867 code for a protein of 227 amino acids. Gene Ontology annotation, cellular component: voltage-gated potassium channel complex. Gene Ontology annotation, molecular function: potassium channel regulator activity; transmembrane transporter binding; calcium ion binding. Gene Ontology annotation, biological process: regulation of potassium ion transmembrane transport. The record is from RefSeq and is a predicted model, not a curated record.